AUGGAGUUGAUAGGAGUUGUAACAGUAAUCGGUGGGAUUGUUCUUAUUGCUGGAUUCGACCAAAUGAACGAGAAAAUUAAACCAUCAUUCGAUAAAGCUAAAGACAACAUACGAAAAAUGAUUAAAGUUAUCAACGUUUUCCCAGGUGUAGAAAUCAUGCACCCGCCAAAUGUAACACAUGCAGACCCUCUUAUGGAUAUUGAUUUUAAAGAAUUCGUUUACGCAUGCGGAAUUUUUCUUCUCACGGUUGGUGCUGUAAUUCUCGCCAUUUCAAUACUUGGAUUUGCAGCGACGUAUCAGAAGUCGAGACGUUUAACAAUGACGUAUGUGGUUGCUCUAUGUAUACUCAUUCUAAUACAGAUUACAGCAGUUGUUUUAUACUCAGCUGAUCGAACCAUCGCAAACAAACUUAUAUAUCUGCACUUCUUUAAAAGUUUAGAUGAAUCUUAUCGAGGAUUUCAGUACCAAGAUUCCGUAGGAUGGAACCUUGUCAUGCAACAGGUAAAAAUGAAACAAAACUGUACAGUUAUGUCGGAAAGAUCUCAAUAUUGA
Molecule: messenger RNA, 552 nt
Organism: Mytilus trossulus (common blue mussel)
Lineage: Eukaryota; Metazoa; Mollusca; Bivalvia; Mytilida; Mytilidae
Exons: 5
Coding region: 1-552 (183 amino acids)
Cellular component (GO): membrane
Source: RefSeq, a predicted model, not a curated record